AUGGAUACCGAGGAAUUGAAAGGAACACGAAAUUGUAAAAAAUCCAGUGGCAGCGAGGUUUUAUGCUCAGCCAUAGCCAAGAUAAAGACACGGGACUUUCGCGGCAAGAAGAAGGAGGAGCUGCUGAAACAGCUGGAUGACCUGAAGGCGGAGUUUUCCCAGCUGUUCAUCGCCAAAGUCGCUGGCGGUGCGGCGUCCAAGGUCUCUAAAAUCCGAGUUCUCCGCAAACCCAUUGCCCGGGUUCUAACUGUCAUCAACCAGACUCAGAAGGAGAACCUCAGGAAGUUCCACAAGGGUAGGAAGUACAAACCCCUGAAUCUGUGGCCCAAGAAAAUGCGCCACAGACUCAACAAGCACAAGGAGAACCUGAAGACCAAGAAACAGCAGCGGAAGGAGGGGCUACACCCACUGCAGAAGUAUGCCUUCAAGGCCUGA
This is a messenger RNA of Chrysochloris asiatica (Cape golden mole), 435 nucleotides long. RefSeq names its product 60S ribosomal protein L35-like. The record is from RefSeq and is a predicted model, not a curated record. The transcript is spliced from 2 exons. Gene Ontology annotation, biological process: translation; maturation of LSU-rRNA from tricistronic rRNA transcript (SSU-rRNA, 5.8S rRNA, LSU-rRNA). Gene Ontology annotation, cellular component: cytosolic large ribosomal subunit; ribosome. Gene Ontology annotation, molecular function: structural constituent of ribosome; mRNA binding. The coding region runs from base 1 to 435 and encodes 144 amino acids. Lineage: Eukaryota; Metazoa; Chordata; Mammalia; Afrosoricida; Chrysochloridae.